Messenger RNA from Coccidioides posadasii C735 delta SOWgp, 1596 nucleotides. RefSeq lists its product as uncharacterized. The record is from RefSeq and is a predicted model, not a curated record. NCBI's taxonomy places the organism in Eukaryota, Fungi, Ascomycota, Eurotiomycetes, Onygenales, Onygenaceae.
AUGGCCUCCAUACCUUCUGAAUCCUCUCCUUUACUCCGACAUGCACCACGGACGCCAGAGGGAGAACUGCGACCGGGCAGAACAGUAACCUUCGGCCCAAGCCCCAAAGCAAGUGCAUCGACGAACAUGUCGGCUCGGGCCCAACGAUUGAGACCAUUGCACUCUGCAACUCCAUCGAUACAAGGGGGUUCCGGCCAGCCAGUCCUCGCAGCAUUAAAUAGCAAACUUCGCCGGAGACACAGCCAGGGACCACCCCCGACUGUUGCACUGAGCCCAACCCCUAAGAUUGGUCCUCAGCGGACGACGAAAAACACGCAGAAAUUAAAGCUUUUACCGAAUCCAGUUACCGGAGAGGAGGACGAAUGGAUCGAUGACGCAGUCCCCAGAGAUGUAUAUUCCCAGAUCAAGCGAAUAAAGGAACCCACCGCAAGAAGGGAUGCAGCAAGAUUGGGCAAGGCAGAUCGCGAUCGUCUGCCGCGAGUUACAGCGUACUGCACGGCGAACGCCUACAGACUUGAUAGUGUGAUGAGGUUUUUCAAAUCGCGGGCCAGCACCAGAGGAGCGAAUCCAAAACUUUUUGACGAAUGCGUCUAUUCCCCUUAUAACUAUGAUCAUGAAGCGAAAAUAAAAUACCUCCAAGAGCAAUCUAGCAUGCAGGAAACAAUACAACAGUCACCACUUUUAUCCACAGACCGGACCCAACGCCGAUUUUCCGAUAGCGAACUCGAAGUCGAAGGCCACAGGGAAGAACAACGGGAACACCUCCUUAACAUGGAACACGCCGACACGAAUACCAAUGGCCGCACCCAACAAUCUCAAAUUUCCGAGGACCAGCACUCUGCCUCUCAAGUUAUCUCCUCCGAUUCCUUAGACCACGAGAUCCCGGACCUGGACACCACAAUUCACACUCCUGAAGUUUUUCUCUUCGAUUACGGCACGGUCGUGAUAUGGGGGAUGACCCCCUCCCAGGAAACCCGUUUUCUGAACGAAGUAUCGAAAUUUGCAGACUCCGUCCUCAGCGCCGAAGACACCCAGGUCGAGAACUUCAAUUUUUAUUAUACACGCGACUAUCAAGCCCGUAUAUAUAAUGAUUUCAUAUCUCUCCGUGACCCGCGGAGCUACAUGACCAAGCUCGCCAUUUCCCAUGCCCUUUCUCAAUCUGUUAAGACUUCUCUUUUUGAGGACCUUGUGUCCGAGACCAUCGCUGCAACAUCUCCGCUCCCCGCCCAGAUCGCGGAGACCGGUAGUGUCAACCUCACACGCCGACAGAUAAACAUGCAGAUCGGAGAGCUGUUCAUUUUGCGUAUAAAUAUCCACCUCCAGGGGUCGGUUCUCGACAGUCCGGAAUUGAUGUGGGCGGAACCGCAGCUGGAUCCGAUUUACCAGGCGGUCAGGAGUUAUUUGGAGAUGGAUCCACGGGUCGGGCUCUUGACUGAGAGGUUGGAGGUUAUCGCCGACUUGUUGGCUGUUUUGAAGGAUCAGUUGAGUCAUCGGCACGGCGAGUAUUUGGAGUGGAUUGUUAUUAUUUUAAUUGCAGCGGAGAUCCUCAUCGCUGCGAUAAAUAUUGUCGUGGAUCUCUAUGCUGGAAUUGACUAG